UUUGGUUGAUGGUUUAUAUAUGAUCCCUACAUAUAUAUAUAUAUAUAUAUAUAAAUGGAAAUUGAAAAUGGAGUUUGGAUUAAUGGGCCAUAAAAAUGGAAGGUUAGAUAUCGUGGGAAACCCGGAUGAGCCCACAGGGCUAGACUGAACCUUACCCAAACAAGUCAACCCAGUCCAACUUAGCCGUUGGCAACAUUCCUUUUUAUUAUUUUCCGGGAAGGCUCUGUCCAAAGAAAAGAAAGCCGCAGAAGAUAGAAAUGCAGAGAAAUGGAGUGAAGAAGCUGACUCAACGGACCUCCGCCGCAAUCAGAUUAACCCCUUCUAACGCUUUACUCUCUUCCUCUCCUGAUUUCCUCCAUCAUUCUAGAGAUCAUCGUAAAGCAUGUGAGGUUCUUGAAGCCUGCAAGCUUUCCUCAGAUUAUAAAACUGCAAGUGCAAUCCACACAAGAAUCUUUAAACUUGGGUAUGGGACUUACCCAUCUCUUGUAGCUACUUUGAUGUCAACUUAUUUGCAAUGUGAUCAUCUCGUUCUAGCUCAUCAACUGCUUGAUCAAGUUUUUCGUUCGGACUUUAAUGUGGUCAUUCUGAAUUUAGUCAUUGAACGUCUAAUGAAACUUGGAGAGUACGGUUUUGCAAAGAGGGUCUUUCGUAAAACGCCUGUUCGGGAUGUGAUGACAUGGAACUUAAUGAUUGGAGGAUAUGUUAGAAAUGCGUGCUUUGAAGAGGCAUUAAGCUUCUUUCGUGAGAUGCUUGGCUCAAAUGUGGAACCUGAUAAGUUUACAUUUGCAUCAGUUAUGACAGGGUGUGCAAGACUUGGAGCUUGUAAUCAUGCUUUGUGGGUGCAUGGUGUGAUGAAAGAGAAAGAAAUUGAACUGAAUGCCAUACUGAGUUCAGCACUAAUAGACAUGUACUCAAAGUGUGGUAGAAUUCAAACUGCAAAGGAAGUUUUUAAUAGUGUAGACCGCAGUGAUGUGUCUAUCUGGAAUGCAAUGAUCAAUGGGCUAGCAACUCAUGGGCUUCCUUUCGAUGCAAUUGCUGUGUUCUCAAAGAUGGAGGUGGAAAAUAUUUUACCUGAUUCAAUUACUUUUCUUGGAAUCUUAACUGCAUGCAGUCACUCUGGUUUGGUUAAAGAGGGUCGGAAAUACUUUAAUUUGAUGAGUAGCCAUUAUUCAAUUCAGCCGCAAAUUGAGCAUUACGGGGCGAUGGUGGACCUCUUUGGUCGAGCUGGCCAGCUAGAAGAGGCUUACGCCAUUAUUGAAGCAAUGCCUAUGGAGCCAGAUGUUGUUAUUUGGAGGGCACUUUUAAGCGCUUGUCGAACUUAUAGAAAACCAGAACUGGGUGAAGUUGCCAUUGCAAAUAUAUCACGUCUUAAGAGUGGUGAUUACGUCUUGCUGUCAAAUAUCUACUGCUCUCUGAAUAGAUGGGAAAGCGCUGAAGGAGUAAGAGAAAUGAUGAAAAAUAAGGGAAUUCGUAAAAUUAGAGGAAGGAGUUGGAUUGAGUUGGGAGGAGUCAUUCACCGCUUCAAGGCAGGUGAUAGAUCUCACCCUGAAAUGGAGGGAUUAUACAAAGUGUUGGAAGGGCUGAUAAAACGGACAAAGUUGGAAGGGUUUCUUCCUGAAACUGAAUUGGUUUUAAUGGAUAUCUCUGAAGAGGAAAAGGAAGGAAAUUUGAAUCAUCACAGUGAGAAGUUGGCAUUGGCCUAUGGAAUCCUAAAAACUAGUCCUGGCACUGAAAUUAUGAUAUCAAAAAACCUCCGGAUCUGUCUUGAUUGCCACAAUUGGAUAAAAAUGGUUUCAAAGCUAUUAAUCAGGGUGAUUAUUAUUAGGGAUCGAAUUCGUUUUCAUCGGUUUGAAGGUGGCAUAUGUUCUUGUGAAGACUAUUGGUAGCUAAUUUAUUUGCUCUUUAAAGUUGUGUUUUUAUUGUUGAAGGCAUUUUAUAAACCAAGGUAGCAGAAUUAGUGUAUUCCCUGGUGCCUGUAAACAUCGGGGAGCUGAUUGGCCAGGAUUGAGGGUUCUACUAGAAAGAAGUACUUAUUCUGACUUUUUUUUGCUAGGUAUGUCUCCAUCCAAUGAAGAUUGGGGUGUCUUGGAGGCACUCUUAAAAUUGGUGGAGUUAUUUGUGCUUAAUGGGGCAAGUAUUCUUUGUUUGUUGCUGUCAAAGCAGUAUCCUAUCUUCUGUCUUCCUCCAUUGCCUACAAAAGUAGGGGAAAAGAAACAAGUAUUCAUAUGAAGCCAAUCAAUUGUAAUAUUAACUCAGUGAUGGACAUGAGUUAGUAUUAGUCAUAUAACUCAUAUAGUUUGGAAGAGCAUCAAACUUAAUAGAUAGCUGGUACCAUGCUUGUCAUCUUAUACUCUGCAAUUUGCAGCAUCUGGGGAAUCAGCUGAAUUUUCAGAAGGUUUUUAUGUAUCUGUGGACAUAAUGACCAUCGUUCUGGCAACCGGGUAUUUCUUCACCUUGUCUCAACAGUUGGUGCCAGGUCUGUUUGUCCCUCGUAACCUGCCCUAAUCCUUAUGACAAUGGUGAGCAUUUUUCUCCUCGAGGAUUUUCUCUCUCCCUUCCUUAAGCAUGCUGCACCUGGCUUCUGUUUGUGACCUGCAGAUUGAACUCCAGUAAGGAACCUGGAAAGGAUUGAGCAAAUACUUGAAUUAUAUUUCUAAAGCAAGUGCUGCUUUGGCAGGUAAUUUGCCUGGAAAAUUAGAAAUGGUGCCAAAUUUGAUGCUUUUGACAAUAUUAGCUUGGGAACAGCACCCUCAAAGUUGGAUAUCUCCUUUUUCACCUUGUGAAUUUGUUCCCUAUAUUUAUAAAGAGUUCAGUUCACCCCUACGCUUCUGGUUCUGGGUCAUUUUUGGACAUUAGGCAUAUGCCUGGACUCCAAACUUCAUAGGAUUGAGCUGCCAUCGCCUUAACUUGGUGCUUUUUUUUUUUUUAUAUAUAUAUAUAUAUAUAUUAUUUGAUACAUUGAAACAAGUGAUAUUUAAACGAUGUCAUAUUUUAUUUUUUUACAUGUAAAUUAGUUACCAUAUAGUUGAUCUCCA
This is a messenger RNA of Durio zibethinus, 3035 nucleotides long. Its product is annotated as Tetratricopeptide repeat (TPR)-like superfamily protein. Lineage: Eukaryota; Viridiplantae; Streptophyta; Magnoliopsida; Malvales; Malvaceae. Gene Ontology annotation, biological process: RNA modification. The record is from RefSeq and is a predicted model, not a curated record. Gene Ontology annotation, molecular function: zinc ion binding; RNA binding; protein binding.